AUGUCCACGUCCUCUUCAUCUCGCACCGAGAACACGGGACAAGCUGCUGGUCAGCACGAGCAAGAAAACCGCCGCCGUACGAGCCGCUCGCCCAGCUUCGAAAUCAACCAGUCCUCCAUCGUUGAGCGGUGUAGUGUUCUCUACACAACUCUCGGCGGCAAGUAUCCUUACUGUAACCGGACACAGGUUGACAGAUCCUUCUGA
This is a messenger RNA of Metarhizium album ARSEF 1941, 204 nucleotides long. RefSeq lists its product as uncharacterized. Lineage: Eukaryota; Fungi; Ascomycota; Sordariomycetes; Hypocreales; Clavicipitaceae. The coding region runs from base 1 to 204 and encodes 67 amino acids. The transcript has a single exon. The record is from RefSeq and is a predicted model, not a curated record.